Syzygium oleosum is the source of this 3388-nucleotide messenger RNA. RefSeq names its product zinc protease PQQL-like. Bases 84 to 3113 code for a protein of 1009 amino acids. Gene Ontology annotation, molecular function: metalloendopeptidase activity; metal ion binding. The record is from RefSeq and is a predicted model, not a curated record. Lineage: Eukaryota; Viridiplantae; Streptophyta; Magnoliopsida; Myrtales; Myrtaceae. The transcript is spliced from 21 exons. Gene Ontology annotation, biological process: proteolysis.
UGCUUGAAACCAAGUCCGAAAACAGUCGCCAGUACGCGCGCGACACACACACAGCGAGCGAGAGAGAGCGAGCGAGAGGCGCCAUGGAUUUGCUCCCGGCGGAGACGUCGCAGCUCGGGCGGAAGCACGGCUUCCGGUCGCUGAAGCUGGCGGCCGUCGACAUGGGCGACGCGCUCGGGGACGAGCCCUUCGGCACCGAGCACGGCCGGCUCGACAACGGCCUCGCUUACUACGUCCGCCGCAAUUCCAAGCCCAGGAUGAGAGCCGCCCUCGCUCUCGUCGUUCAAGUUGGCUCAGUCUUGGAAGAGGAUGAUGAGCUCGGAGUUGCUCACAUAAUUGAGCACCUUGCUUUCAGUGCCACUAACAGAUAUACCAAUCAUGAUAUCGUGAAAUUCCUAGAGAGUAUCGGAGCAGAAUUCGGUGCUUGUCAAAAUGCUGUAACAUCUGCUGAUCAGACCAUAUAUGAGUUGUUUGUUCCUGUUGACAAGCCUGAGCUGCUGUCUCAGGCUAUCUCUAUAUUGGCAGAGUUCAGCUCUGAGGUUCGAGUCUCAAAAGAUGAUCUGGAAAAAGAACGAGGAGCCGUCUUAGAAGAAUACAGAAGUAACAGGAAUGCAACUGGAAGAAUGCAGGAUGCUCAUUGGCUUUUGUUGAUGGAAGGUUCAAAGUAUGCAGAGCGCAUACCUAUUGGAACAGAAGCGGUGAUUCGAACCGUCUCUGCUGGGACUGUGAAGCAGUUUUAUCAGAAAUGGUACCAGUUAUGUCAUAUGGCAGUUGUAGCUGUUGGAGACUUUCCUGAUACUCAGAGUGUAGUUGAUAUGAUAAAGACUCAUUUUAGGCAGAAAGGUGCAGUGCUUGACCACCAACCCAUUCCUACCUAUUCAGUUCCAUCUCAUGACAGACCACGAUUUUCAUAUUUUGUUGAAAGUGAAGCUGCUGGGAGUGUGGUAAUGAUCAGCUACAAAAUGCCAGUUGAUGAUUUAAAAACCGUGAAGGAUUACAAGGACUUGCUCACAGAAUCUGUGUUUCUUCAUGCCCUAAACCAAAGAUUCUUCAAGCAAUCUCGGAAGAAAGAUCUGCCCUAUUUCUCAUGUUCAGCUGGUUCAGAUGUCUUAGUUCGUCCACUAAAGGCCUAUAUGAUAACAGCAUUGUGCAAAGAAGGAGGGACCAUAGGGGCUCUAGAAUCAAUGCUCAUGGAGGUGGCGAGGGUGAGAAUCCAUGGUUUUUCAGAACGCGAAAUCUCUAUUGUUCGAGCUUUGCUAUUGUCGGAGAUCGAAUCCGCUUAUCUGGAGCGUGAUCAAACGCAAUCAACCAGCUUGCGAGAUGAAUUGAUCCAACAUUUUUUGCGUGGUGAGCCUGUAAUUGGUAUUGAGUAUGAGGCACAACUCCAGAAAACUAUCUUACCCUAUAUUUCAUCAUUAGACGUAUCAAAAUAUGCGGAGAAGCUGCUUACCUCGAGCAGUUGUGUCAUUAAGGCCGUUGAGCCUCAAGUAUUUGCAAAGGUGGACGAUCUUAGGAGUGUCGUAUUGAAGGUCAACUCUCUAGAGGAGGCAAAACAAAUUCCACCAUGGGAUGAAGAACAUAUUCCAGAAGAGAUAGUCCCCGUGAAGCCAAAUCCGGGCUAUAGUGCCCAGCAGCUUGAAUACUCAAACAUCGGAGCCACUGAAUUGAUCCUAUCCAAUGGGAUGAGAGUAUGUUAUAAAUGUACUGACUUCCUUGAUGACCAGGUCCUGUUUACUGGUUUUUCAUAUGGGGGUCUAUCUGAAGUACCGGAGAAUGAAUACUUUUCAUGCUCUAUGGGAUCAACGAUUGCUGGGGAAAUUGGUGUAUAUGGCUAUAGACCUUCUGUACUAAUGGAUAUGCUUGCUGGUAAGAGAGCUGAAGUUGGUACAAAGAUUGGAGCUUAUAUGAGGUCUUUUUCUGGGGAUUGCUCUCCAUUGGACCUGGAAACUGCUCUGCAGCUUGUUUAUCAACUAUUUGCUACCGUUGUGGAACCGGGAGAAGAGGAUGUCAAAAUUGUCAUGCAAAUGGCUGAAGCAGCAGUUCGUGCUCAAGAGAGGGAUCCUUAUACUGCCUUUGUAAACCGUGUGAGAGAGCUCAAUUAUGGAAACUCGUACUUUUUCAGGCCCAUAAAGAUAAGUGACCUCAAAAGAGUAGACCCAAGGAGAGCCUGUGAAUACUUCAGUUGCUGUUUUAAGGAUCCAUCAACCUUUACAGUUGUGAUUGUUGGCAGUAUAAGUCCUAUAAUUGCUGUCCCUCUGAUCUUGCAAUAUCUGGGUGGAAUUCCAAGGCCUCCUGAGCCAAUAUUAAGAUAUAGCCGUGAUGACCUCAAGGGCUUGCCAGUCACUUCUCCUACGAAGAGUGUCAGGGAAGUUGUUAGGAGUCCCAUGGUGCAAGCUCAGUGUUCUGUGCAGAUCUGCUUUCCUGUGGAAUUGAAAAAUGGAACAAUGGUGGAGGAGAUUCACUCUAUCGGAUUUUUGAGCAAACUUCUUGAAACAAAGCUAAUGCAGGUUCUUCGUUUCAAGCAUGGGCAGAUCUAUUCCACUGGGGUUUCAGUAUUUCUUGGCAGUAAUAGACCUUCAAGGACUGGCGAUGUACGUGGCGACAUUAGCAUUGAUUUUUCUUGUGAUCCAGAAAUCUCCUUGAAGCUGGUUGAUCUCACUUUGGACGAAAUACAACGUCUUCAAGAGGAAGGCCCAUCAGAAGAGGAUGUUUUGACAAUUCUGGAGAUAGAACAAAGAGCUCAUGAAGAUGGAGUGCAGGAGAACUAUUACUGGCUGGACAAAAUUUUGCGCAGCUACCAAUCAAGAGUUUAUUCCGGAGAUGUGGGCACUUCGUUUAAGGUUCAAGAUGAAGGACGCUCAAAAGUUAGAGCAUCUCUUACACCAUCCACAGCCCAGUCGGCUUUACAAAGAAUACUACCUUUUCCUUGUAAGAAGCAGCACACAGUGGUGAUUUUGCUGCCGCAAAGGUCUCGCCUCGCAAUGUUAAAAUCACUAUUCGGGUUCUCUCAGACCAUAUACAGAAGAGAUGCAAAGAUUUUAGCAGGUGUCGCUGCUAUGGCAGUCUUGGCUCUGAGUUUGUGGAGAUACUCGCGCCGCUCUGUGAAAUCGUAGGAGAUUUUUUUCAAGUUAAAAGUCGCAUAGGACUUGGCUCAUUCAGUAAGGUACAGCUCAUAAUACUUCGAGAUGUCAAACUUUACUAGUGUAGAAACACUAGUUGAUAGAAAGAAAAGGUAAAUCUCGGGCGCUUUAAAGUUACUUUCGAGCCUGCCUUCUUCAUCUGAUCGGCCCCUGUUUUAUGAACUCAGAAUCAUUAAACAACAUGUCUACCGUUUCUGAACAAGACAACUGAAGAAUUCUACUGAAAAAUCACUAAGAUUUCCGAAUUA